AUGCAAUCGGGCGGUUACAACGGCGGAAGAGGCAGCGGCGUUCCUGACUUCUACCCAAACGGGCGAUCCAUCUCCAUCGCCGCAGCCAUGAACGGCCACAACCCAUCUCAGAACAAUCCCUUCCACCGAUCCCAGCUCCCCGGCCUGUUCCUCGACCCCACCGCAUCCCAUAUCGCUCGCCAAACACAAUUCCAACCCCAAACCCAAAACCCAGCAGCCGGUCUCAUUGGAAAGCGGACGCUCGCGGAGUUCCAAGCCCAGCAGCAGAACCACUACAACCCCCACCAGAAUCCGAGCCAAAAUCUCUAUCUCCGCUCCCUCAAGGCCAGAAGUUUCCAGCACUCCUCUCCGAUUUCGCCGUUAUCUCCGAUAGACUUCUCAUCUGGGUCAUCACUUUCAGGCUCCGAGUCUUCGUUUUCGUCCACCUCGAUUUUGCCUCAUCAGCGAUUCGGGUUGCCUAUGCUUCAGCAGCUCCGCCCUCAGCCCAUUAACCAGCCAGCACCACAGGCGAUGUCGUAUGUUAACAAUCUGGUUCCCAACAAUCCGGUUCAGACCCGAGGUGUGGACUCCGAGAAGAUGUUUAGCAACAGGCUGCAAGAGUUGGAGAAACAGCUUCUCGACGAUAACGACGAGGACGACGAAGGCGACGCUGUUUCUGUCAUUACCAAAACCAACAGCGAGUGGUCCGAGACGAUACAGAAUCUGAUGGGUACGGCAGCUCCGAGUCAGAACCAGAAGCCCGUUUCGCCGUCGCCUACUUCGUCGUCGUCUUCCUCGUCCUCCGUGGCGUCUCCUGCUACCUCCACGUGUUCCAAGCAGUCACUCAUGGAAGCCGCGACGGCUAUUUCUGAUGGGAAAUCUGAGGCCGCUAUGGAGAUCCUCACCCGGAUGAAUUCGACCCAGGUCGCGAAUCCUAGACCCAGUUCAGAACAAAGGCUUCUGGAGUUCAUGGGUUUAGCUUUGAAGUCUCGGGUCAACCCGAUUGAUAACCCGGCUCCGAUAGCGGAGCUUUUUAGGCAGGAGCAUACCGGGUCGACUCAGUCGCUUUACGAGUUAUCUCCGUGUUUCAGACUCGGAUUUAUGGCCGCUAACCUCGCAAUCCUAGAAGCGACCAUGACGGACCAAUCAGCGACCAGUAAGGUUCAUGUGAUUGACUUCGACAUAGGGCAGGGUGGUCAGUACGUGCUUCUUUUCCACGCGCUCGUCGCGCGUCAGAAUGUCAGGCCCGCUGUCGUGAAGAUCACCACCGUCGCUGAUAAUGGCGGGGAGGAGAGGCUGAGAAUGGUCCAUCAGAAACUGAGUCAAGACGCCCAGCGACUCGGGGUCCGUCUGGAAUUCAACGUAGUGAGCCAGAAAAUCGGCGACCUGAACCGGGAAUCGCUGGGUUGCGAACCGGACGAGCCGAUCGCCGUGAAUUUCGCUUUCAAACUGUACAGCAUGCCCGACGAGAGCGUGUCAAUGGACAACCCCCGCGACGAGCUCCUGCGGCGCGUGAAGGGACUGGCGCCGCGUGUGGUGACGCUGGUCGAGCAGGAGCUCAACACCAACACCGCGCCCUUCAUGGCGCGCGUAAACGAGUGCUGCGCGUACUACGGAGCCCUGCUGGAGUCGAUCGAGGCGACGGUGCCGAGGGAGAACCCGGAGCGAGUCAAGGUGGAGGAGGCGCUGAGUCGGAAGGUAGCGAACUCGGUUGCUUGCGAAGGUAGGGAUCGCGUGGAAAGGUGUGAAGUGUUUGGGAAGUGGCGGGCCCGCAUGGGGAUGGCGGGGUUCGAGUUGAGGCCCAUGGGACCAAACAUGAUCGAGUCGUUGAAGAAUCGACUGGGUUCGGGAAACCGAGUCAACUCGGCGUUCACGGUUAAAGAAGAGAAUGGAGGUGUUUGCUUUGGUUGGAUAAGCCGCACUCUCACCGUCGCAUCCGCUUGGCGUUAACUUCACUCAUUUUUCUUUUAUUUUUUUAUUUUUGUUUUUAUUUAAUUUUAAUUUCUGGCUAAUUGUUAUAAAAAAUACUUUAUUUUCUGAUUAUUAUGUAGGCUUUCCUGAGAAAAUGGAAAGGGGAAAAAUGCUGCCAAAAGGAGAAAAAGGCCCCACCAAAACGAAAAUCAAAUAAAAAUUUGAGGAGUGUUUGGAUUCCAUGAAAA
Pyrus x bretschneideri (Chinese white pear) is the source of this 2138-nucleotide messenger RNA. RefSeq names its product scarecrow-like protein 8. Gene Ontology annotation, biological process: regulation of DNA-templated transcription. The transcript has a single exon. Bases 1 to 1929 code for a protein of 642 amino acids. Gene Ontology annotation, molecular function: DNA-binding transcription factor activity; sequence-specific DNA binding. The record is from RefSeq and is a predicted model, not a curated record. Lineage: Eukaryota; Viridiplantae; Streptophyta; Magnoliopsida; Rosales; Rosaceae. Gene Ontology annotation, cellular component: nucleus.